This is a messenger RNA of Mesocestoides corti, 2580 nucleotides long. The record is from the annotation of a GenBank genome assembly. NCBI's taxonomy places the organism in Eukaryota, Metazoa, Platyhelminthes, Cestoda, Cyclophyllidea, Mesocestoididae.
AUGGGCAUUCAUCGCCACGUCGGUGGUAGUUUGAAACAAGCCAACAAGAAACACAAAGGCGAAAAAAAGCAUGUUACAGGUACGAAGACUCCUGGGAGACUCGGUGUUACAAAUAAACACGUGUCUAAGAAAGCUAGGAGGCAACACGCAAAGCAACAGCGCUUGGUUAAGAACAAAAGGGUAUCUGUGGCUCAAAAACAGGUGGAACAACCGCUUAUGUGCCUACUAUUGCCAUUAUGUGAUUUGGUGGACGUGACAUUGGCGCAAGUGAUGCUAUCAAAAGGCGACCCCAACUCAUUGAUGCAUGAACUUCCCAAAAUACAACUGCAAAAAAAUUCAUAUAAGGCUAGCUAUCUUUACAAUCCUGCUCUGAGGAAGGCCUUUUGCUUGGUUAAUGGUAAAUAUAAUGAUUUGUUUGGGAGCCUUGAUCUUGCACGGCUGUCGGACUGGAUCAUUUUUGUUCUCCCUGGCGAAAUUUCAAAAAUUGACCCUGAUAGCUAUUCAGAACUAUUGUCAGUGCUUUACUCACAGGGUAUGCCGCCCUCGGUAUUUGUUGUAAUGUCGAAUCUCUCCGACAGGAAUGAAAUAUUAUCAGUGCUUCAGUCAAAGUUCCCAGUCAGUGAUGGGAAAAUCCGCCUUCUCAAUUCGAACCAUGAUGCUCAAAGCCUUCUUCGAUUUUUUUCACAGUCUCAGAAAAAACCAGUACUUUCUUCCGCUAAAAGCUAUUUGGUGACACCAAAUGCUCUCCAAGUUGGUACUGCCGCUACACGUCUUCGUAGUGGUAUGCUGGUGGAAGCCAUUAAUAUCUAUCCUCAUGAGGAAAAUGAGGGAGAGGUUUAUCUGGGCUUAGAGGGACUUCUUCGUGGCUGGGAUUUGCCACUCUUUGAUGUCGCAACGUCUUUCACGGGUCAGCCACCCACCGGGUGCCCCUAUGUGCACAUCACUGGAUGGGGUGAUUUUCCUGUUCGAGCGGCCACCUGGACUGAGUACACACCAAGACCACGAGUCGCUCAAGCAGCCCCGCAGAUCUUCGAAUGGAGGGCCACGACAAAUUUGAACGAGGGCAUCGGAGAGUCACUUGCGGUUGCUUGGAACGAAAUGAAUUUGGACGACGACGGUGAUGUGGUUGAUACUGAUGAUAGCGAGUAUUCGAACAAGGAAACAGCAGCAAUGUCGAUUGACGAAGAAGACGAGAUCCAAGUUGGUGACGUCCCUUCAGACUCAGACGAAGAGUCAAUCAAUCUUGAUGUGGGUGAGAGUGAAAUCGGGUCAAGCAAAAGCACCCACUUUGAAAAGAAUCAUUCAAUUUCAAAAAAUUACGCCCACAAGCCUAUGACUGUGGCUGAAAAAAUCAAGGCUGCUAAAGUUGAAAUUCAAUUUCCUGAUGAGAUAGAAACACCCUCCAAUGUACCCGCGCGGGAGCGCUUUGCUAAAUACAGAGGCUUACCAAGCUUCAGCAAAUGUACCUGGCCAACUGAAAACGACUCUUCGCUCCCUUACGAGUACAGCAAAAUCUUUAGAUUUGCAAAUUAUUCCCACAAUCGACGGACAGUCAUUAAACACACUUUAAGACAGCUGCGUCAACUCGUUACUGAAAAGUCAACCAAACCACUGUCUAUCCCCUCUGGAUCUAUUGCGAGUCUCACUCUGGGACCCCUCCCUCAAGCUCUCGGGGACUCAAUACUGGAGUUCCACACAAAUCCACAUGAACCCCGACCUCUUACCAUAUGGUCUCUGCUGCCUUAUGAGCACUGCAUGUCUGUCCUUCACUUCACCAUGCAGAAAAGGCAGCCUGAUUGGCGCGACAUCAUUGCGACGGGUGACGGAAGUGAUGUCAAAAAUGUUGGGUUUGAUCCGGACCCAAUUAUGUCGAAGGAACCUAUGCUUUUUCAGGUGGGAAUCCGUCGUUUCAUAGCCUCACCAAUCUAUUCACAAGAAAGCAAGACAACAAGCAGAAAUUCAAAGAUGGAGCGCUUCUUCACAAUCUCCUCCUCACCCAUUGUCGCCACUGUUUACGCACCGGUUGUCUACGCCCCACAGACUGUCCUCCAAUUUCCCAUAGGUCCGUCACAGGAAAGUUCCAAAGUGGUAGUAUGCAGCUUGGUGGCCACUGGCUCCGUUCUUUCUGUUGAUCCGACAAGAGCCAUAGUCAAGCGCAUCCUCCUCUCCGGCCACCCAUACAAAAUCAACAAACGAUCUGCCAUUGUCCGUUAUAUGUUCCACACCCCGGAGGACAUCGACUACUUUAAGCCAAUUCAAAUGUAUACAAAAUCUGGCGCUGUGGGUCACAUCAAGCAGUCGGUAGGCACUCACGGCCUAAUGAAGUGUCUCUUUGACCGUCAACUGAACGCUUCUGACGUCGUCCUCAUGCCCCUCUACAAGCGAGUUUUUCCCAAGGUGACGUUUGACCAACAGGUGACGCCGAAAAUCGUAGACGUGGAUCGUAUCAGCUGGAGCAAAACCGAUCUUGUAAAUUCUCAGUCUAUUCGGGGUAUCCUUAAAUCGAAGGAUCACCAGGACACGCGAAAGCUCACCCACACAGCCAUGCUCACACCAGAUGAGGAAGCCCUGUUCGUUUAA